Molecule: messenger RNA, 6572 nt
Organism: Musa acuminata AAA Group (dessert banana)
Lineage: Eukaryota; Viridiplantae; Streptophyta; Magnoliopsida; Zingiberales; Musaceae
Product: protein NPGR2-like
Exons: 8
Coding region: 492-2615 (707 amino acids)
Molecular function (GO): protein binding
Source: RefSeq, a predicted model, not a curated record
CCCGCCCCCCGGGUGAUUUGAAUCGUUCUGCGGAAGCGACUCAUCCAAGAUCGAAGGCUUCGACGAAUUAGACGGCGAAGGGAAUCUUUUUAUUUCGGGUUCUUGUGUGGACGCAUUGGUCGGGGGAUUUCUUGGUGGAGUUGGGUCGGAGAGAUUCUAAGGGGGUCGGUGUCUUCUUUGAUGGGCCAAGAACAACUCUGGUUUGGUGGGAUUUAACAGCCGCCUGGACAGGUUUGCAGAGUUGGCGAGAGGUCUGUGCCGCCGGGUUGGAGUGGGAUCAUGCGGUGAAACGGGGGAAAUUUUGGCCAGUUAUUCUUUUUUUCUUGGCCCUUUGCAAUUGGAUUAGGGUUUCGGGAGGACUGGGAGAAAGGGGUGGCUUAAGGCACUUUGAACAGGCAGAUGGUAGAUGUAAUUUUCUUCAACAGAAAGCAGCAUGAAUGGUAAGAAAUGAGUAAAGAGACAAGGAAUUUUCUCAUCUUCUAAGGAACACAAUGAAGUGUUUGUGUUCGGAUGAUCAAUUGCGAGUAGAUGAAAUGGUUCAAUCGUCUGGGUCCCUGGCCACCAAGGACUGCUUGCCUGGCCAUUAUUCAUGUCGAAAUGGUGAGGUUGAGCGGAGGGUUGACACUGUAAACAUUGAAGAAGCUGAAUCAUCUCUCCGUGAAGGUCUUUGCUUAAAUGAUGAGGAAGCAAGAGCCUUGCUUGGAAGGAUAGAAUAUCAGAGAGGAAAUGUAGAAGCUGCACUUCAUGUUUUUGAUGGAAUAGAUCUUUCUUCAGUAGCUCCUAAGAUCAAAGCUGCUAUUGCUGAAAGAAUGGAACGCCCCAAGUGUCACUCAAAAUGGGAUGCACGAACAAUGUCCAUACAUGCAAUAAGCUUACUUGUUGAAGCAGUAUAUCUGAAAGCAAGAGCUCUACAAGAUCUUGGAAGGUUUAAAGAAGCUGCUCAAUCAUGCAGCAUUUUUCUGAACUCUAUAGAGUCUGCGUUACAUGAUGGCUUGCCAGGGAACUUUAUUACUGAUAAUAAAUUACAGGAGAUAGUGUGCAAGGCAGUUGAGUUGCUUCCGGAGCUAUGGAAACUGGCUGGAUUUCCUCAUGAAGCCAUCUCAACUUACCGAAGGGCCCUACUUGGACACUGGAAUCUUGAUGAUGUUACCAUGGCAAAGAUACAAAAAGAAUUUGCUAUCUUUCUUCUUUAUGGAGGCUGUGAUGCUAGCCCUCCAAACCUUCACUCUCAAAUGGAUGGUGCAUUUAUACCUAGGAACAACAUGGAAGAGGCAGUUCUUCUGUUAAUAAUUCUUUUGCGGAAAGUUUCUCUUAGGAGAAUUGAGUGGGAUUCAUCUAUCAUCGAUCAUCUGUCUUUUGCACUAUCUAUAUGUGGGCAGCUUAGUUCUCUGGCCGGUCAGGUAGAAGGGUUAUUACCUGGUGUCCUAGGUAUGAAAGAACAAUACUAUACCUUAGCCUUAUGUUACUUAGGAGAAAAUGAUGACCUUACGGCUCUGAAUUUGCUGAGAAAGCUACUGAAUGCUACGGAUCCAGAUUGUGUAAAAGCAUUGAUACUUGCUGCUAAAGUUUGUGGUGAGAAUACUUCUUGUGCAGAGGAAGGUGUUUCCUUUGCACGCAGGGCACUCACCAACUUGCAUGGUUGCUGUGAUCAAAUUGAAAGUGUAACUAAUUGUUUACUUGGUAUCUCACUUUCAGCUCAGGCUAGAUCUUCUUCCUCUGAUUCAGAAAGAGUUUCAAGGCACUCUGAGGCACUUGAGGUGCUUGAAAAAACUGAAAGAACGAUCCAUGGAAAAGACUGUAAAACCAUAUUCAAUCUCAGCUUAGAACAUGCUGAACAAAGAAAGUUGGAUGCAGCACUUCGUUAUGCCAAACAGCUUCUGAAACUAGAAGCUGGCUCAAAUGUAGAUGCGUGGAUCCUUUUGGCACGAAUAUUAACUGCCCAGAAGCGGUUUGUUGAUGCUGAGACCAUUAUCAAUGCUGGUUUGGAGCAAACAGGAAAGUGGGACCAGGGAGAACUACUGCAAACUAAAGCUAAAAUUCAGAUUGCAAAGGGACAACUGAAGAAUGCUAUUGAGACAUAUACUCAUCUUCUUGCCAUAAUUCAGUUGAGGACUAAGAGUUUUAAUUAUGGACUAAUGUCAUUGAAGGGUGGAAAAAGUGAGAGAAGUUUGGAAAUCCAGACGUGGCAUGAUCUGGCUAAUGUCUACAUAAGCAUGUCACUGUGGAGGGAGGCUGAAAUUUGCCUAUCUAAUUUGAAGGCUAUUUGUCCUUAUUCUGCUUUAAGAUGGCACGCUACUGGACAGCUAUAUGAAGCAAAAGGUCUCCUUCAAGAAGCUCUAGGGGCAUAUGCUAAAGCAUUGGAUAUAGAGCCAGCCCAUGUCCCAAGCUUGGUGUCAAGAGCAAUUGUUCUUAGGCAUCUUGGUGAUUGGUCAUUGGAUGUCAUUAGGAGCUUAUUGACUGAUGCACUUCGGCUGGACCGGACUAACCAUAUUGCUUGGUUUAAUCUAGGUUUAAUUUAUAAAGCUGAAGGUGCCAGAUCAGCACUUGAGGCUGCGGAGUGUUUUCAGACUGCUGCUUUUCUUAAAGAGACUGCACCGGUUGAACCCUUCAGAUGAGGUUUUUUGGAGUAAUCAACUCUGUGAGCUAUUUUAUAAACCUUCAUGGUUAUGUUUGUUUUCUGCAGUAUAUAGGAUAUGCCGUCUGUAUUGUAGUUUACUGAAAAUUGCAGCUUAUAAGAUCAUUCAGAGUAUUACUUGAAUCAAGAACCCAGCCUUCAUAGUUCAUAGAUGGUAAAUAAACAGAACGAGAUUUCCUUAUUGCAAUUAAUCUUAAAUAGCAGCAUGAUUAGUCUGAAGGUGACAAUUAUUCUUUCUUGAAACUGUGGAGAAUUUUCCUGGAAAUUUGAAAUGCAAAAAAAAAAAAAAAUCAGCCAAGAAGAAGCAGAACAUCAGGGGCUCAUUUAUUUGUAUUUGGUGCAUCCAAUAAUGAAUAUCUGACGAACAUAUGAAAAUCACUGGCAGAGCUAAUACUUGUCAACCAUGUGACGUUCCGUUCCCAACUCAUUCCUUUAUCAACUGUAGCACAUAAAUGAAAAAGAGACACCAGUAUGCCAUUGCAGCAGUACAUGUAAUCAUCUAAAGGAAGUUGUCCCCUUUCAUAGCAUUACUGUUAUAGGACAUCUUUCUGAGGAAGUUGGAGUUUUUUGCUGAAAUUCUAAAUGAUAUACGAGAAAUUUGGGUUGAGACUCUACAUUCUUUUCUUACGCACACAAGUAAAUAUUUUUUCUUCUCGCUUCAUGAAAUGGUCAACCUUUUACUGUUCCACGUUUGAUUCAUUGAUGUCCACAUGCAUCUUAUGGUAUGAAUCUGUUAUGUGGAGUUGUCAAGUUGCAUCAACUUUCCCUAGUUCUAGUCUUUGGUUUUAGAGAUAUUGUCCUAUCAUGCAUUUUUUCAUGUAAAAAUGUGGAAUAAAAGUAAUGUACUCAGCUGUAACCCUUUGAUCAUCAAUAUAUUAUUACUCAGAUUGAGGACCAACACCCUUGUGUGCUUGACACAUGAACUGUCAAUUACAAUCAGGUUGUCAUUUUAGUGGACCGGUUAAGAUUAUUAAAAUGCCUGAAAAAAUAAACAUUCAAGAACUGUUUUUUUUUUUUGCAUGCUUUUUUACUGGCUUACCUAAGAAGCAAAAACUUGGCACUUGGAUGAGAGCUACCCAGAACCAUGAACUUUCAGAAAUUUGACUGAAUUUUCCAAGUAUUUAUGAAGCUUACCUCUAAUUUUGAAGUUAAAAGGCUCUUGCAGCAGCUAGGGCUCAAAUGAUGUUAUUAUUUACUAUAUUGUAACUGAUGUGAAGUUUAGUGCAUGAAUCUUUGUUAUAUUAAAAUCUGGUAUGGCGCUUACAUUAAGUCCAAACCAUUGAUUAUUUCCUACUACACCCACAAAAUACUUCCUGCUCAAACAAUUUUUUUUUCUGCCAAAUGAACUUUUCGUGUAACUAUCUUAAGUCCAUACCACUGAUUAUUUCCAAAAUUGUUCAGCUUGCACACACUUCCUCUUGGAAAUCCUUUUACAGUUUUUUGUUUUCUGGAAAAAGUUAGCUUGAAUUUGAAAAUUAGUUACCAUUAGUCAUGAUGGUGAUGGUAUUGCUAUCUCUUGUUUACUGGCUAUAUGCUAACCUCUCUCCAACUUGAAUUUUCACUAAUGUAAGUGGUCUAUUGAAAGGAGUUUCUGCUGUUGACAUAUGCCAAAUCAUUUCAAGCAUACUGCUCUUCUAUAAUACUUUUGGAUUGCUCUAGUUUGUUGAUUCAAUAUUUGGGUCUCCUAAUAAAGCUUAUAGCGAUAAGGAUCAUGAGAAUUUGGGUCAUAUAAAAACAUAUUCCCACAAACUUGUUUGUGAUUGCAAAUUUCUUCUCUUGCCUAUUCUUCUAAGUGGGUUUACAUGUUCGUUUGCUCCUGAAUUUAUAGGCUUCGCAUGAAGUUAGAUAAAAACAAGGAUUGCAAUUUUGCUUGAUAUGGUACAGUAAAGGCGGUACAUGUUGGUCUAGCCAGCGACUGGCACAUGGACCACUCUGUAUCGGGCAAAACACAGGAGGUGGGGGUGUACCACCUGGUACAUCCCAGAAACUGGAUGAAACGAUCGAAUGGUACACCCCAGAAACUGGAUGAAACGAUCGAAACAUGAUCGUUAUUGACAUUUUUCGGUCGGUAAUAGUUGUAUCUUGACCAAUACACAUCAAGGGUCAGGAUUUGUCAUGGUCCAAUGGUCAAUUUGACUGUUGGACCUCAAUUUUGGCUUGGUUCAAAGGUUUAAAAGCUUCCUUACUCCCCUCUAAAUGACUGUUGGACCUCCUCAACUUUGGUCUAGUUCAAACUUCAAAGGUUUAAAAGCUUCCUCACUCCCCUCUUUCACUCCCUCUCACUCACACAAGUUUCCCCCUCUCUUUCACACUCACUCUUUCGUACUCUCUUAAUUGAGCUUCCUAAUCAUUGAUUAGAGGCUUAGAGCUUCAAUUGGAGGGAUUAAAGUUUUCAAACUUGUCAUUUGGUGGAAGAUCCAUCCUAUAUGUUUCGAUACGUAAUCUAACAUUGCUUGUAUCUUUGUAGAUGAUUCAACAUCGAAGAAACGGAAAACAUGCUACAAAGUUGCUUCUCAACAUCAAGAAAAGAUAAAUUCGCUAUCUAAACCUUAUUUCCACUCUGUUUUUAUUGAAAUCUAAUUUUAGUUGCAUUAAAUUUUAUUUAAAAGGCUUAAAAAAGGGUUUUCUCUAUUCCAAGUAUUCAAACAUUUUUUAUGGUUGUUUGGGUUUGUCAGUACAUACCGGCAUAUGAUACGUUGGUAAUGACCGGUACAUACCAGUCCAGCUAUUGACCGGCACCACCGGUCGGACCAAGAUGUCAAACCUUGGAUAAAACAGUAAUAUAUUGGUUGGUCUAUGGACAUUGUUAAUAACAGAAGCUUGGUGCUUAUGAGCUGAAUGUUCCCUUUGUUUUGGCGCAUGAAUUCUGUCAAAUAUGUUGUGGAAAUAUGCAUUAUUACUUGGGAGCAUGCAAGCUUAAAAUUUAUUCCUUAUGAAAUACAUGAAGGCAAGAGGAGAUCAUCUAUAAUUCCUUGGCAAUGCUGCUUUCAGUACUAUGUACACAUUGUCUAGGUUUGAGAAGAGAAGUUGACCAAAAACACAAACCACUUGUCCAAACAUGCAUUUGUAGGGUGUGGUUUAAUGGGGCAACUGGCAAGUGGCAUCAUCCGUCAACUUAAGCUUCGCAAAGGCUCUGGGGGGUGGAAUGGAGAUAUGGUGUUCACUGUAAUCUUAUACUUCUGGUGGUUUUUUAUCAUCUUUAAGAGUUGCUAAUUGCCAUGAACUCUGUAUGCAAUUACAAUAUUCUGGAGUGUGGAGUCUGAGACAAAUUCUAUACACUUCCAAGGACUGUUGCCUUCUCCUCGAGUGCAUAUCAAUCCAGAAUCUUGACAUAAUCAACCACAUAGGCUUUAGAAGAAUCUGAUCGGAAUAACAUAUGCCCCAUUGAGAUCUUGAAGCCUUAUUAUGUGGUUGAUGAAUGUCCUUGGAGGAAUGCCAAGAGGUGAUGUCAGUUUCGAUUUGACAUGCAUUCCUGUACAGUUGAAUGUAGUGUGCCUAAGGUAAUUGCGGAAGGAUAUGGUUGGUAUUGAUGACAUUAGGCCUGUCAAAAAGGAAAACCGAGGAAGAUAUCAUGAAUGAAAAGCAUUUACCCAAAGGGGGUGGGUGAUACAAACAUCAGCAUCUACAUUCUCCAAGAAUGAAAAGCAUGAUGGGGAAAACAUUUGACGACAAUGGAUGGAAAAAGGUCGGUCGGUAUGUAUCUCCUUGAUCUGAUUCAAUGAAGUUAUGCUUUAAAUGUUGGGUUGUAACACAUCUUUGGGACAUGAUGUUCCGAUUGGAUCACAACCUGCGAAUGCUGCUAGAUUGGUUUCCAUGCUGGUCUUCUGAUUGAAUAACUGCAGAUGAAAACAAUGUUAUCCAGAAUGUUUGUAGCAAAAUGCAAUAUGGCUUAUGAAUGAAAGCCUAUAUCAAGUAAGAUUCAGCUUUUUCCAUUUGA